AGGGAGCGCACCCGUCUGUUAACACUCACAGGCUAUAACACACACACACCCCUCACACACGUCUGCGUCAUGCGUCCUGAGAGCCACGGCAUGAACGCGGUAACUCCGAUGGACCCAGGUAAAACGCACAGCGGCAGCAGUCUGAGGGGCUGACUGUGUCCUGCUUAUCUUUCCAGUUGCGUGUCCCUCACUGUUCUGAGAAAGUCGCGCUCUGAGUGUGGUCGCAUUAUGGAUUUUAUAACAACAAGCAGCAACAACAACAACAGCAACGCGACCAGCGGUUACCCUGAUGGGGUGGAGGUGGUUGCCGACUGGGACGGGGGUGAGAAUGGCACGGGGUCUGGGUCUCUUCUAGAUGUGAAGCUGAGUUACCAGAUUAUCACCUCUCUGCUCUUGGGUGCCCUUAUCCUCGCCUCCAUAUUUGGCAAUGCGUGCGUCGUGGCAGCCAUCGCCCUGGAGAGAUCUCUCCAGAAUGUGGCUAACUAUCUCAUUGGAUCCCUGGCCGUGACAGAUCUUAUGGUAUCGGUACUGGUUCUGCCAAUGGCGGCCCUCUAUCAGGUUUUAAACAAGUGGACAUUGGGGCAGGAGAUCUGUGACAUAUUCAUUUCACUGGAUGUACUGUGUUGCACAUCAUCCAUCCUGCAUCUGUGCGCCAUUGCCCUGGACAGGUACUGGGCCAUAACAGACCCAAUUGACUAUGUAAAUAAACGGACACCAAGGCGAGCUGCGAUCUUGAUAAGCGUGACUUGGCUAAUUGGUUUCUCCAUCUCUAUUCCGCCUAUGUUAGGCUGGAGAAGCGCGGAAGACAGGGCGAACCCCGACGCCUGCAUCAUCAGCCAGGACCCGGGCUACACCAUCUACUCCACAUUUGGGGCAUUUUACAUCCCUCUCAUCCUCAUGUUGGUCCUGUACGGGCGAAUAUUCAAGGCUGCACGGUUUCGGAUUCGAAAAACAGUCAAGAAAACCGAGAAAGCAAAAGUGUCAGAAAAGUGCUUGACUGUGUCUCCGGCCAUCUUCCAUAAGAAAACCAACGGGGAGGCCGAGGGCAAAGGCUGGAAGCGCAGCGACGAGUCCAAAUACAGCUCUCCGUGCGUAAACGGCGCGGUGAAGCACGGAGAGGAGGGUGAGUCACUUGAGAUCAUAGAAGUUAUCAGCAACUCAAAGACGCACCUGCCGUUGCCCAACACCCCUCAGUCCUCCUCGCAGGGCUUUGAAAACAUGAAUGAAAAGACCUCGGGGGCGAAGAGAAAGAUCGCGCUGGCCAGGGAACGUAAAACGGUGAAAACACUGGGGAUCAUCAUGGGAACUUUCAUCUUCUGCUGGCUGCCCUUUUUCAUCGUCGCACUUGUGCUGCCUUUCUGUGCAGAGAGCUGCUACAUGCCUGACUGGCUGGGUGCAGUCAUAAACUGGCUGGGCUACUCCAACUCUCUCCUCAACCCCAUCAUAUAUGCCUACUUCAACAAAGACUUCCAAAGUGCUUUCAAGAAGAUCAUAAGAUGCAAAUUCCACAGACUGUAACCACACCCAGUGAAAACAUUUGUCUACUUAAAUGUGGAGUAAAUUAAUUGACAGCAGGAAAUGUUCACUGACUGUAUGGGGGAAUAAUACAGACUUUCAUUCAGGGAAAGUCUCUUUUCGGUGUGUGUUCGAGGACCGUGUAGAAAGAAAACCCGCGGGGUCACUGACCGAUGAAAUGAGACAGGAACUUUCACUCUUAAUGUACAAGCUCAUGUUUAUUCAGUGUUGUAGCUACAGUAUAUAUCCUAUAUGCGACGGCAGCCAUUGUUGUAUUGCCAUGCAACACGUGUCAUAUGCUGAUUCCAUGCAUUUUAUCAUGAGAUAAACGCGGGGUUUCCGUCCUAUAUCAAGAGCUUUGUAGCACUGAAACAAUAAAAGCAAUCAAAAAUUA
Molecule: messenger RNA, 1909 nt
Organism: Sander lucioperca (pikeperch)
Lineage: Eukaryota; Metazoa; Chordata; Actinopteri; Perciformes; Percidae
Gene: htr1aa
Product: 5-hydroxytryptamine (serotonin) receptor 1A a
Exons: 1
Coding region: 229-1518 (429 amino acids)
Biological process (GO): adenylate cyclase-activating adrenergic receptor signaling pathway; regulation of vasoconstriction; regulation of behavior
Cellular component (GO): plasma membrane
Molecular function (GO): G protein-coupled serotonin receptor activity
Source: RefSeq, a predicted model, not a curated record